UAUUUUCAUUUUUCUUCUUUUCUCUUUAACCUCUGCUCGGUUUUUUUAAUGGAUUUUCUUCAUUGGCACUCGUGACAUUAAAGAAAUAACUUAUAGCUAGACGGAUUUAUUCAUAGGAUAUAGCAUCUGUACUCACUUUUUUCUUACACGCAAGUGCAACAGUUGUCACAGCCACCAUCAUGGCGACACCUACACUUCUGCCUUCAGACAUUGCUUCGUCUAGACCUGUUCUCCAAGAUGAUGCAGUGACAAUUCCAGCCCCGACGCAUGCGGAGUUCAUUGCGCACUUUGGAGACGCAUUCCCAGCGCCGGUCUAUUUACAAUCUGAGUAUGGGCAGACCGCGGUGUACGUCUUAUCACCAGUGGAUAAAUCCUACCGUAGCCACUCACGCUGUCCAAUCUUGCUGGUUCACGGCCUCAACACACCGGCUUUGGGCAUGCUCCCUCUUGCCCACAGGAUACAGUCCUUUGACCCCACUGCUGAAAUUGUCCUCUUUGAUCUGUGGGGCCACGGGCUAUCCUCGACACCGCUCAGCCCUCAUACGCCUUUCCUCUUUCACUUUCAGAUAUUGCAAGUGCUGAGCUAUAUGAACUGGACAUCCGCGCAUAUUGUAGGCUACUCCUUCGGCGGUUCGACUGUGGCAAGCUUUGCCUCCGUUGCUCCUUGGGCCCUGCUUUCCGUAACACUUCUAGCUCCGGUAGGCUUACUUAGCAAGGAGUCAUUCAACACUGAGCUACAAGAUCUAUUAGAGCAGCCCGCCGGGAGGGAGAACCAAUUGAUGGAAGCUGUGCUCUCUUGGCUUGAAGGCGGUCCGCUGGUCGUGCCCGACGACUGGUGGCACAGAACGCGGCAGGGCGAAGUUGUGCCUGAGGCAUUCAGAGGGUGGGAGCUGCGCCAACACCGCGGAUAUACAUACAGUGUAUUGAGCAUGUUCCAGUACGGCGGUUUGACUGGGCGGGAGGAGACGUUUCGCAAGCUUGCGAAUCUGCCGGUGAAGAAGAUGGUGAUACUGGCAGAGUUGGAUCAGGUAUGUAGCAAAGAGCUGCUGGAUUCGGUUGGCAUCCUUGACGUCGUCGUUCUCGCUCAUGCCGAUCAUGGGUUUGUUCGCAGUAAAGCGGAGGAAAUCGCGAGCAUCCUGAACAAAUUCUGGCUGGCUAAGCAUACUCUGGGCGAGAAUCUACAGUGCUAGAAUGAUUGCGAACUUGGACAAAUUCCAUUAGCUUUGAAGCUGCGAUUUCAGUAGUUCAGAAAUGUUUUUUUCC
Messenger RNA from Verruconis gallopava, 1263 nucleotides. RefSeq lists its product as uncharacterized. NCBI's taxonomy places the organism in Eukaryota, Fungi, Ascomycota, Dothideomycetes, Venturiales, Sympoventuriaceae. Bases 180 to 1190 code for a protein of 336 amino acids. The transcript has a single exon. The record is from RefSeq and is a predicted model, not a curated record.